Molecule: messenger RNA, 2189 nt
Organism: Orbicella faveolata
Lineage: Eukaryota; Metazoa; Cnidaria; Anthozoa; Scleractinia; Merulinidae
Product: neuronal acetylcholine receptor subunit alpha-10-like
Biological process (GO): monoatomic ion transmembrane transport
Cellular component (GO): membrane
Molecular function (GO): transmembrane signaling receptor activity; extracellular ligand-gated monoatomic ion channel activity
Source: RefSeq, a predicted model, not a curated record
CAUACUAAUCGAACGUGUCACAGUUUCAAUUUUGCAAUGUUUUUCAACACUUUUGUUUUCCAUUUAUCACGGUUAAUAACAAGGCACAGCGUUUUUCCUUAGGGUGUCAAGUAGAGUCGUAUAAUGAGCCUUGAGAGGAUUCAUUAAACAUUAAACGAUGCCAAAAGAAAUUUAUACUCGAUGUCACGGUGAUGAAUUUCAGAUCACUUCGCAGUAACACUCAAAGGUCUUCAACAUCUUCCAUGGCGUUUUUGGUGUGUAUUCUGUGCCUCGUGCUCCUUCCAUUCCAAGCAUUCUGUGAUGGCCAACAAGCUGAAAUGAGCACUUUGAGGAAGAAUCUUUCCAAGAAUCUCUUCGACAACUACAGGAAAGACUUUUUACCGCGGCUCAAUGAAUCAGAGCAAGUUAAAGUGUCUUUCGAUUUCGAACUCAUCACCAUCAAAGAAGUGAAUGCAAAGGAGCAGACAAUCACAGUUUAUGGUUGGGUUCGACAGAAAUGGUACAAUCCGUUUCUCAAAUGGAAUCCUUCGGAGUAUGGCGGCAUCGAAACCAUCCACACGAGCGCCGAGACGGUCUGGGUACCAGACAUACUCAUGUACAACAAUGUUGACCUUCAAGACCGUAUCGGUGGUGGACCAACAACAUUCAAAACUAAAGUCAUCAUGCGAUCAAACGGGCAAAACGAUUGGACAAGCCCCGCCCUGUUCAAAUCCGUCUGCGCUUUAGAUGUCACCUACUUCCCUUUUGACAUGCAAACGUGUUCGCUCAAGUUCGGCUCUUGGGCUUCAAGCAGCAAGGAUAUACGCAUGUGCCCAGAAAACAUGACUGGGAUAUCCAGUCAGUACGUGAACAAUGGCGAAUGGGAGAUCAUCGAGGUCACGUCUAAACGAAACGUUGUCCAGUACCGUUACGAGGCUUUUGAUGACGUCACGGUCACCGUAGUGAUUGGACGCGUGUAUUUCGUGUACUGUGUUAACUUGAUCGUCCCGUGCUUUCUCAUUUCCACCAUGAUAUUCCUGGGUUUUAUUCUCCCUCCAGAGUGCGGAGAGAGGAUUGGACUGAGCAUCACUGUGCUGCUUGCCAUGACAGUUUUCCAGCAGCUCACGUCGAAUAUUUUCCCUUCGUUUGAUUUCCCGCUCCUCGGUCAGUACUAUUUUGCCACCAGCGUCGAAAUCAGUAUUUCACUUCUCGCAACGACCGUGGUUUUGAACUUUACCGCGGGCAAAAACAAGAAAAUGCCACGCUGGAUGAGAAAGUUGUUACUGGAGUGGACGGCUCGUGUUGUGCUUCUGAGGAAAACCGUCGAAAAAAGCUGUCCAAAACCUAAACACAAGAAAUGCAUACGAAGAGGAAGCAAACGCGUAACGGAGUACAAAGGCAACCAGACAUCCAGGCGAAAUGCAGCCUUCGCGGCUAUAGACGAAACCACCCCUGGGAAUCUCGAGAGAAAGGACGAUGGACUUGUCGCUGAACUCAAAAACGUGUUCAUAAUAUCGAAAAAUCUUGACUACGCAGGCCUGCGUUACGCAAACUCGGUCCAGACCACAAACUUGAAUGGACACAACACUAAUGGUGAUGACGUCAUGCUUAACAACCUCGAAUCUGACGGAAUAAGGGACAGCGAAAGUACUGUGCCCUUUACUGGGGUCCUGGAUGAAAAUGGUGAGGAACUGGCAGAAUACGAGUUAACCUUACGUCAUUGGGAGUGGAUCAUGGCCGCCAGGGUCCUGGAUCGAGCCUUGCUUUGGGUCUCUAUAAUAUGUGGCAUAGUGACAUUCCUUGCUAUUUUUUUGAAGGCGCCUCGCUUUCAGAAAAUACUCUUCCGGUCAUGAGGAAUUGUGCCAAGCUGUCUUAAAAAUAGGUUGUGAUGUCAUAGAGUCUGUAGUACGUCAAUCCUCUUGUGCAGCUUUGAUUGACAGCAAUGCAAAUCGACCCCAAGAUGACAUCAAAAUAUUAAGAGCUACAAAAAACGUAUUGGAACUUGGUUUUUUGAGCUACAAAAAACGUAUUGGAACUUGGUUUUUUCAGCUACAAAAAACGUAUUGGAACUUGGUUUUUGAGCGUAAAAAAAUUCGAUUACAAGAACCAAAUGGAGAUUUUACAAACUGUAAUUUUACAUUUGAUUUUCACUCCGAUGAAACAAUCAAAUGGUUCGUUUGCUAUGCUUUCUAAACUCAUCUUUUUAAGAA